Messenger RNA from Pygocentrus nattereri (red-bellied piranha), 2729 nucleotides. It is a transcript of the gene cib2, whose product is annotated as calcium and integrin binding family member 2. Gene Ontology annotation, molecular function: calcium ion binding. The transcript has 7 exons. The coding region runs from base 1346 to 1780 and encodes 144 amino acids. Lineage: Eukaryota; Metazoa; Chordata; Actinopteri; Characiformes; Serrasalmidae. The record is from RefSeq and is a predicted model, not a curated record.
UUGCCCUGCUUUCUGUUGUUAUGUUGCAGCUCUCAUUGGUUACGGCGGUGUUGCCAAGGCCGCUCAUCAGAUUUACAGUAAGAGAUUCAUUUUAUUUUUUUAAUUUCACUGGGUUUUUUUUUUGACAUUUUCAGUGAAUACGCUGGUUUGAUGGGAGGCUAGCUAACUUACUGUUUAAGAAUCAAGUAAAAACUGUUACUCCAGUGGUAACACAGCGACUGAAAACUGUCUUUAUUAAAAGAAAAUACGUAACAUAGGUGUAGCUACGAAUGUACCAGGUCAAAAAACUACUUUGAGCAGUUUAGCUACAGAUCCUGCAGUGCUACUAAGUACAUCUGGCAUCUUUCAGCCCAGGAACUGUAACUUAGGCCCUCUUUGUCUUUUUUUCUUAUUUUUCAGUAACCGAAUGUUAAUUACUGAAUUGCAGACGAAAAAAAAAUACUUUCCUGACAAUUUUGCUUUAAGCAAAAUGAUUUAUUAUUAUUUAAAAAUACUGAGAAAAGUUCGUUUUACUUGUUAUUCGGCUACAACUGUGAGUUGUGUUAAGGAGUCCAGAUGUUACAUUUAGAUCCACACGAGCGUGUUGAUAUUGAUCAACGGAUGUUAUUUGUUAACUUUGUGUUUUAAUGUUACUCAACUGAAAGUCUAUCACUUGAACUGUCACCUCAGCUCAGGACCGUCACCUCACCUCCAUUUCGACUCCAAGGCAUUGACAGCUUGUAUUAUCUGGCACUUCUAUCCUACACUAUGGAGCGGCGCCCCCUAGUGGCACCACCGUGGGACUGUCUCUCCCUGCAGUUCUUCACUGUCAGUGCUAAAGUGGCAUGGCUAGCGAUGGUGAACAGCAGUGGGUGCUGAAACAGGAGUGAGGGAGCGGGCUGUUAGGGUAUUGUGCUAUUCAUGAACCUCUACACUUGAGGAGCAGAGGAGCGUCGAUCACGUUGCACUCAAGUAUUUAUGGAGAGUGUUAAUGGAGAGCGUUGUCUACGUUACAAACAUCCAUAAGUAAGUCGGGGGUCAGAAAUUCUAUGCGUGGUCACAGUUUUCUCGUCUGGCCACACCGUAUACAUGCCAUAAAUGCCUAGAAAAGAGAGGAGUCCUCGAACUUCCAAUGUGAUGCAUCUGUGCAAGAGGAAAAUCACUCGACUAAGAUGGGUAAUAAGCAAACGAUAUUUACUGAUGAACAGCUAGAUGCCUACCAGGACUGCACAUUUUUCACACGCAAAGAAAUCCUUCGGCCCUAUUUGGAUCUGUGGCAGCUCUCCAGAAGUGGACUUUUGCUGUUGAUGGGUAUCCUUCAUGGUUACAUGGAAGAUUCCAUGAACUGGCUCCACAUUUAGUUCCGAUGGACUACACAGAUGAUCCUGAUGUUAAAAUCCCUUUAGCUCUCAUAGUCAACAUGCCAGAACUUAAGGAAAACCCAUUCCGGGACAGGAUUGUGGAGUCUUUCUCAGAAGACGGCCUAGGGAACCUCAGCUUCAAUGACUUUGUGGACAUGUUUUCGGUCCUGAGUGAGAUGGCCCCUAGAGAGCUAAAAGCCAUUUAUGCUUUCAAAAUAUAUGAUUUCAAUGUUGAUAAUUACAUCUGCAAGGAGGACCUUGAGAAAACUCUGAACAAGCUGACGAAGGAGGAACUGACUCCAGAAGAGGUGAACUUGGUGUGUGAGAAGGCUAUUGAGGAGGCUGACUUGGAUGGUGAUAGUAAGCUCUCCUUCGCUGACUUUGAAAACAUGAUCUCCAGGGCUCCUGACUUUUUAAGCACCUUCCAUAUACGAAUCUAAGAGGGCUUUCUUCUUCAUGAGAGAUUACUCAGUCACACUUCUUUGGAGCUCCUGACUGCAACUUGAAAUCUUCUUGAAAACCUUGGAAACAUAGAGACCAUAGUAGUGCCUGUCCUCUACGGCUCUGAAGAGUUCUUACCUAGACCUUUUCAAACAGUGCUCACUUGGGGAAACAGGAUUUUGGAUCUCUUUGGCUCUGUAUUUACCUUUUUUUCUGAGGAAGCACAUUUUAGAAAGAGGAAUACCAACAAAAUGCAUGACUUUUUCCUGCUGGAAAAGUUGCACUGCUGUUUCUGAUCUUCAGAAUGGAAGAAAAAACACCUGGAGGCUUAGGGUCUGUGUGGCCCCUGCACCUGUGUGCUGUUUGAGGAAGACUAGAGUAUGGACUGCUCUUAUAGUCUUAUUCCUCUAUGUCAGACUCUCCUCCUGAUGAUUCUUCUCACCUAGGAUUAAGAUACAUGUGGUGCAGAGGUGGACAGAUGAAGACGGAAGAAGAAGGGAAGACUGGCAUAAUGUAGAGAUGUAUAAAGGAUAGAAAGGGCGAAAAAGCAAGGGAAAGAAAAAGAGGGCUAAAAGCACAGCACUGGCAUCACAGUCAAAAAAACUUUUUUUUAUACAGCUAUGCAAUCUUUCUCCAUGAAAUGCAUGAGUUGCAUUAAGUUUGCCCCCUGCUAUAAAUUGCUUUUGGUGUGUCUGGUUAUCUUGUUUCUCGUACUGCUUAUAGGACUGGAGCAUGACGACAAUCAUAUCAAACUGUUCUCCAGUUGAACGAAGGGCUCUGUCAUCUUGUCUUAUAUUCCACCAUACAUUUUUGUUGUGCUCUUCCCCUUCUCUAGUAUGAACGUGACAUGUGAUAGCAUCACCUGUCUCUUAACUUCAGGCUUUUUUCCAGUAUUUGAUGUUAUAGAGGGCAUUUGACUUAACUUUGAAUAAACAAUUUUCUGUCGUU